AUGGGGGAGGGGGGUUUAGGUAUCCGGUCCUUGGUGGAGUUGAGUAGGGCUUUGCUGGGGAAGUGGUUGUGGAGGGGCCUUGUGGUGGAAGGGAAGUUGUGGUACUGGGUUGUAGGGGCUAGAUGGGGAGAUAUUGGUGGGAGAGGGAGUAGCAGUGGGAUGGCUAGGCCUCAUAGGAUGGGUUUAUGGAAGGGUAUUUUUAUGGGGAGGGCUCAAUUCUUGGAGGGUAUAAAGUGGAAGCUUGGGAGGGGUAAUAUUAUUAGGUUUUGGGAGGAUGAGUGGCUUGGGAGGGGCUGUCUUAUGCAUCAGUUUCCAAGUGGGAACAAUCUAGCUGUGAGGAAGAAUGUGGUGGUCAAGGAGGUGUUUAGGGGAGUGGAUGGGAGGGGUGGGUGGAACCUGAAUUUGUUUAGAAAUCUAAAUGAUUGGGGGAUUGAUGAGUUUUCAAAGCUUCUCCAAGUCCCAGCUGAAGUGCAUCUAGAUACUUAUAAGGAUAAGGCUGUUUUGAAGUUCAAGAGCGAUGGAAUCUUUACAGUUAAGUCCUUCUAUGACUUCUUGACUACUAAGGCAGGAGCUAAACAAGGACUUCUAAUAAGAGGAGGAGAUGUAUUAGAACGAUUGGCCAGCAUAGAUUAUGUUGCUAUAGACAAGACAGGAACCCUUACAGAAGGAAAGCCUUCUGUUUCUGCAAUAGCUUCCUUUACAUAUGAAAAUUCGGAAAUUCUUCAAAUGGCUGCUGCAGUAGAAAAAACAGCAAAACAUCCAAUUGCAAGGGCUAUCUUAAGAAAAGCAGAAGAAUUGAAUUUGACCGUUCCAGUAACAAGAGGACAACUAGCAGAACCAGGUUUUGGAACUCUAGCAGAAGUUGAUGGACGUUUAGUUGCAGUUGGUGCUCUAGAUUGGGUUAAUGAAAGGUUCCAGAUAAAAGGAAAUUCAUCUGAUCUAAUGGAUCUACAACAGGAUGUAAUGUUUCAAUCAUCAAAAGCAAUAACAUCAUCAUCAAAGUAUUCCAAGACUGUCAUCUAUGUCGGACUUGAAGGAGAAGGCAUUAUUGGUGCCAUAGCAAUAUCUGACAGCUUGCGUCAUGAUGCAGAAUCAACCAUCAGUAGGCUUCGGCAAAAGGGUAUCAAAACAAUCCUGUUAUCAGGAGACAGGGAAGAGGCAGUUGCAUCUAUAGCGGAGACCCUAGGAAUAGGAAGUGGAUUUAUCAAUGCGUCUUUGACUCCCCAGCAGAAAUCUGCAGUUAUAUCUACUCUUCAAUCAGCAGGGCAUAAAGUUGCGAUGGUAGGUGAUGGCAUAAAUGACGCCCCCUCUUUGGCUGUCGCUGAUGUUGGGAUUGCUCUACAGACUGAAGCCCAAGACAAUGCUGCAUCUGAUGCAGCAUCCAUUAUACUUUUCGGCAACAAACUUUCGCAAGUUGUAGAUGCAUUGGAUCUUGCUCAGGCAACAAUGGCAAAAGUGUAUCAGAAUCUAUCAUGGGCAGUAGCUUAUAAUGUUGUCGCCAUCCCUAUUGCUGCGGGUGUUCUGCUUCCCCAACUUGACUUUGCAAUGACACCUUCUCUUUCAGGUGGGCUGAUGGCCUUGAGCUCAAUAUUUGUUGUUACCAAUUCAUUGCUUCUGCAGAUUGACGGCGUUGGUAGUAGAAGGAAGAGCUAGCAUUUCUCUCGUACCCAUUUCUGCCAGAUAGAUAAAUUUUUUGGGAUGUUUGGCUUCUAUACGAUUGGAUUUUAUCACAGAUCAUUUGGUACAUUGGUGAAAUUAUACUGAUAAUGAAAUAGUUAUUUAGUGAAAAUAGAAGAACUAUAAUAAAAUUAUAAUUACAUUGUGUUUGAUUUAUAAAUAAGAAUAAAUUAUUACAGUCUCA
Messenger RNA from Carica papaya (papaya), 1861 nucleotides. Lineage: Eukaryota; Viridiplantae; Streptophyta; Magnoliopsida; Brassicales; Caricaceae. The record is from RefSeq and is a predicted model, not a curated record.